GAGCUCAUGUUUAUUGAGCUUUUCUCAUGUAUCAGAGGCUAUUUGCACCUGUCAUCUCAUUUCCCCCUCCCAGCAGCCCUGCACAGGAUUAUUUAAUACCCAGUGCUCUCCCUGAGAGGGUAGGAAACUGGUCCAAGGCAAUGAGUUGUUUCUUCUGUAAGGGGGUCUCCUGGGCCACCGUGACGCUGCUGCUUCUGCUACUGUUGCUGCCGCCUGCGGUGCUGUCGCCCGGGGCGGCGGCGCAGCCACUGCCCGACUGCUGCCGUCAAAAGACGUGCUCCUGCCGCCUCUACGAGCUGCUACACGGCGCUGGCAAUCACGCGGCCGGCAUCCUCACUCUGGGCAAGCGGCGGCCAGGGCCCCCGGGCCUGCAAGGCCGGCUGCAGCGCCUCCUGCAGGCCAGCGGCAACCACGCAGCGGGCAUCCUGACCAUGGGCCGCCGCGCAGGCGCAGAGCCAGCGCCGCGCCUCUGCCCGGGGCGCCGGUGUCUCGCUGCGGCUGCCUCAUCUGUAGCGCCGGGAGGACGGUCUGGGAUCUGAGCCCUUGCUCGGGUUCUGCCUGGCCCCACCCUAGCCCGGCCCUCUCCCCUCUGCCCGCCCGAGGUCAGCCCCCCAGAAAAAGGGCAAUAAAGACGAAGUCUCCCUC
Molecule: messenger RNA, 645 nt
Organism: Sus scrofa (pig)
Lineage: Eukaryota; Metazoa; Chordata; Mammalia; Artiodactyla; Suidae
Source: RefSeq, a predicted model, not a curated record